ACUUAUGAAGGCGUGAUGGAAGCACCAAAGGUUAUUUGAUAUUCACAAGAAAUUUUAACAUUUUCAGCACCAUGAGUUGCUUCAAUGGCAAAAUGCGGGAGUACAGAAAUAUCUCUUUAGAUAGAUUUGACGGCCUGAACUUAAGAUCAACAGCAUACUUCCUAUCUCACUGUCACUGUGAUCACAUGCAAGGACUUGGUGCUGUAGAAUUUAUUGAAAGGUUGUCCUCAAGAAAUGACAUUUUUCUUUACUGCUCAGAGAUCACAAAAAUUCUGCUUAUGGAGAAACAUCCUAAAUUAGAGAAGUUUGUUAGAACACUACAAGUGGCUGAACCCAUAGUCAUUCCAAUCCCAGAACCAGACUCAGCUAAAAAAGACGAGGUGACAGUGACUCUGAUACACGCCAGUCAUUGCCCGGGAUCUGUCAUGUUUCUGUUUGAGGGAUUUGAUGGGACUGUGUUGUAUACAGGUGACUUCCGAUGGGAAUCUGACCAAGUUAUGAAAAUACAGGCACUCCAUGUAGACCAGAGAGUGAAACCUUUGGUCAGUCUGUAUGUGGACACCACGUUUUGCCACCCCAACUGUUUCUCUAUUCCCUCCCGUCAGACCAUUAUCAGUGCUGCGUGUGACCUAGUUAAGGAGUGGACUGCCAAGGGGGAUAACUACGUUGUCCAUUUCACCCCCAGGGCUAACUAUGGGCAUGAACCCCUGCUUAAAGAGGUUGCCCAAGCCUUAGGAUCUAAGGUUCAUGUCAGAAGGGAUAAAGAGGACAUUUAUAAUCGGAUUUCAGAACUACGAGGAAUAUUUACAUCUGAUUCUGCAGCCACACCUAUCCAUGCUUGUGGAGGGAGAGUUUAUGGCGAAGUCCCUAGCCUCCCGUGUGACAGGAAAAAUAAGAACUUGAAGGUUAUGGUCAUUCUCCCCUCCACAAUGUUUUUCACCCAGUCAUUCCGCUUGAGUGAGGACGAGAUCGUCCUCCGUGACAAGGGAAUAUACCGCAUCUGUUACUCCUUCCAUUCAUCCAUGCUUGAGGUGCGUGACCUAGUGACCUACUUACAGCCUAGAUGCGUGUUUCCUAAUGUCAAACCAGCAGAGGAUGCCAGUUUAGCGCAGGUGCAAAGACGAUUAAAUGAGUUUUUGAAGCUAAAGCACGGCUCUCAUGUGAAAGACCAACUGGAUACACAGCGCCCUCUAGGAUUAUUGAAACAAUCCUUCAAGAGGAAAAAACACAGCGUUUCCGUGGGCUCAAGUGAUUCAGAAGAACUUUUGUUUGGAAGCCAGAUUUCUUUCUCCCCCAAAAAGCGGAAAACACUUUCUGCAUCACCUGCUAAGAAUAGAAUCACAGAGAAAAUGGAGGAUGAGGAGGAAUAUCAGAGUUCUUAUGAGGGCAGUCGUCAUAGUGACAGUGAGAUGAGUGGAAUUUGUGAAUCAGAUGAGGAAGAUAGAAAAGAGAAUUCCCAGACACUAUCCACACCAAGACAAAGUUUACUGGAGGCCAUCAACUCCCAGAAAAGCAGCCAAUCAGAAAGCUUGUCUCAUAGGAUUGUUGUGUAUGAUGAUUGUGAACAGACAGAGGGAAAAGCUCUCUCAUUGGAGGAAGUCAAUCAGCAACACCAAGAUGAUGAUGAGGAAAGUUAUAAGGGUGAAUCAGAUCACAAUGAAAACAAUACGACUCUAGGAUUAGAAACUGUAAAUGGUGACAGAGAGAGUGCUGAUCCAUCAAAGCUUAACACAACAGAAGAUGAUGAAGGGAAUUUAAAAGCUGGUGAGUUCGUAGAGGGUAAAACUGCAGCAGGAAGUUUAGAGUCAAACAAGCAGACAGGAAGUUUAGAGUCAAACAAGCAGACAGGAAGUUUAGAGUCAAACAAGCAGACAGGAAGUUUUAGUGGGAGCAAUGAUUUAUUUGAUGAGAAAUCUGAUGAGAAGUGCAAUAUUUUGAGUGAUAAUGGCAGCAGUGUGUGUGAUUUACACAUCUCUCCUAGUGACUGUGAUAAUCAAUCAAAUUCAUUAUCGGUAACUCCUAAUUUAACCCAAGGAUCAAAUAAUGGCAUUGUCUGUGAUAUCCAAGAAUCUCAGGGAUUUAAUACUCAUGUAAUGGACGAUGAUAAAGUGGAAUUAACUCAUUUUUCUGAUAACGAUGACACUGAGAAAAAAAUUAAACUGAAUGAUUUUACAAACAAUGUGAUUAUUAUUACAGAUGAAAGUGUUUCUUCCAAAGAGGAUUAUUGUUCAAGAUGUUCCUCUCAGGAAUCAAAGAUCUCCAUUAAUGACACAGUGGAAAAGAAGCCUGAAAAUGAAAAAGAUAUUACUAUAAGUAAUGGUCAGAAAAAUGUGACUGGAAAUUCUAAAAAUAGAGAAUUCCUGGAUGAUGUUGAGGUUGAGGAUUCUGAUGAUGAUGUGGAAGUAGUUGAGAUGUCUACCACUGUACAACAGACAAGCACCAGUUUAGGGGAUGUUCCAGGGAGGAGUACCAGUUUACAAGAGGAGUCGGACAGUGAUGCCACACUACCACCAAGUCAGAAUUCCUACUCAGAAUCGCCACUCAAACACAAAAGAUCUGAAACAGAAAACUGUGUGGAAAUUAUUGAAACAGAAACUGAAAAUUAUUCUCAUUGUGCCAAUAAGACACCAAGAAAACUUUAUCAGUCUUCUAUUGAUUGUUAUAUUUCACCGUCCAAAGAUUCUCCAGAAAAGUGUAGUCCUAGCAUUGUUAAAAGAAGGAAGAAAUCUAAUGGCUGGCUGAAUGCCAGUCACAGGAAGUUAGUGUAUGUUAGUGAGGAGGAGGAGUGUAGUGGGAAUGACAAAGUGGUGGAUCUAACAAUAAGUAGUGAUGAAGACAGCUAAAAAAGUGGUGGAUCUAAUGAUAAAUAGUGAUGAAGAUGUGGAUCUAACAUAAAGUAGGGAUGAAGACAGACAACAAAGUGGUGGAUCUAACAAUAAGUAGUGAUGAAGACAGCUAAAAAAGUGGUGAAUCUAAUGAUAAGUAGUGAUGAAGAUGUGGAUCUAACAUUAAGUAGGGAUGAAGACAGACAACAAAGUGGUGGAUCUAACAAUAAAUAGUGAUAAAGAUGUGGAUCUAACAUUAAGUGGAUGUGAAGUCAUGGACUGUAUAUUUAGUGGUGAUAAAAACACACUUUUGAAGUGAUGGAGCUAGCAUUAAGUGGUGAUGAAGUCACCUACUUUAGUGGUGGAUCUAAUUUCUUGAGUUCUUCCUACUUUUAGCAGAGAUGAAAACAGCUAUUAAGAUAUUGGUGGAUCUCAGUUUACUAGUGAUGGAGACAGCUGAGGAACAAAGAAUCACAAGAUGGGAAAAGAAAUCAAUUGUAUCACUACUGUGAAUAAUCCGAUAGAUAUGUCUGAUUUAUUUGUUGUUUUGUUAAAUUGUUUGAUUGGUUGUUUGUGUUUUUUAAUUUUUCUUAAAGAUUUUUAAACUUUCAUCUACAGUGUCCCAGUGAUUAUCAACUACCUCACGCAAUUUGAUGCAUAUAUUAUUAUCUAUCAUGUAUAAAAUACAGAUUAAUUAAUUAUAUGGUCAUACAUUUUUAUGACGAUAUAUAUCAUGUACCUGACUACAUGAUGUAUGGUAAAUUAUUUUUGUAAUUAUCCUCUAAUUGCAUUAUUGUAUCAAACAUAAACUUAAAUUUGGAAUUUUUCACUUUUUUAUGAAUUCAUGAACAAUUCAUUUAUGUUCUAGUCAAAUAAAUUCAUUUCACUGACACAUGUAGGCAUUAAAUAUGUGAACAACAGAAUUGUGGUUGGUUAACAUUUUUUGGAAUUGAUAAUAUCCUGUUUUUUUAUAUCUCCUCGCAACAAAGUUGGAGGGAAUAUAGUAACGCAGUUUGUCCUUGUGCGAAACGGAAGUGACGUAAUUUGCAUCGGGAUCGAUGUUGAAUGCUGUCUUGAUUUAUAGAUAUGCUCUUUGUGAGGGAUGCUCUGCUUUGCGGUGCCCUUGUUAUAGGGAUGAUUAUAAUCUUUAGAUGUCACCUUCUGGAUGGAUGAUGAAAAAGGCAAAGAUAAACUGUGAUCAAAACAAAUCAUGAACAUGUCAAAAACAUGACAUGCUUUAUCUGAAUGGGUGAUAUAAAUGCUGCUUUUAUGAAAGAAAAAAAUGUCUCUUGGAUCUCAAACUUCAUUAUACCCCACGCAACAAGUUGCGGGGGGUAUAAUGUUUUGGACCCGUCCGUCAGUCAGUCAGUCAGUCAGUCCGUCAGUCCUUUUUUUGUCAGCGCAACUCCUCAUAAACCGCUGCACAGAAUUUGGUCAAACUUUGCAGAUAUUUAGGACACAAUAUGUAGAUAUGCACAUUACCAGGAAAUUCCGAUUCCUUUAUUAUUUCUGGGAAUUUUGGCACUUUUUAACUUAGAUUUUUGGCCAUAUCUUGAACAUAGAGAUGAACAGUUUGUCAGCGCAACUCCUCUUAAACCGCUGCACAGAAUUUGGUCAAACUUUGCAGAUGUGUAGAUGUGCAUACUAGUAUUACCAGGAAAUUACGAUUCCUUUAUUUUUCUGGGAAUUUCGGCACUUUUCAACUUAGAUUUUUGGCCAUAUCUUGGAUAUAGAGAUAAACAGUUUGUCAGCGCAACUCCUCUUAAACCGCUGCACAGAAUUUGAUCAAACUUUGCAGAUAUUUAGUACACAGUGUGUAGAUGUGCAUAUUUCCAGGAAAUUCUGAUUCCGUUAUUUUUGCCCUAAGAGUUUUGCCUUUUAUUGAAGAAACUUUCCAGCUAGGUAAUAAGGAAAUCCACUGGAGUCAGCUUUUGUAAUGAAAUUUUAUGUGAAAUUAAUAUUUUAUGACCUUAAAAGACCCCUGUUGAUUUUGAGAUCAAAAUAUUAAUGAUUUAACACACACACACGAAAUCUUGGAUAGUUCUCUCUCCCCCCUCCUCAAAUUGGUGCUUUGCCUUAAAUAAUUUCAUGAGUACAGUAUAUAAACAAAUUCAUAUGACUACAUCAUAAUUUUGUUUCCAUCAAUUAUUUAAAUGUGUAAAUUGUCAUGUGUUGGACAUGGACUUACACUCAUUAACAAAUCGAAAUCGCUGAGGAAUUUAAAUAACAGUUUGUCAGCAUAACUCCUGCACUGAAUUUCCUGAAACUUUGUAGGUAUUUCUGACAUAAUGUAUAGAUUUGUAUAUUACCAAGAAAUUUUGAUUCCAUUAUUUAUCUAGAAACUUCAGCCCAAUUAAAUUUGUAACAUACAAAGAUUUGAAUGUCCUUAUAUGCAAGAAGUUUUGAUGUGAUGAUUUUUUGAAUUAUACUGUGUAUUAAUUUAAAGUGCACUGUGCCAUUCAUUACCUGUUGCAUUGUCGAGUUGUGGGGGAGCUUGGGGUAUGUGAACUUGCUCACUUUUUCUUUCAUUGUAUUAUGCAUAAAUCAUUGUUAUUUCAACAACCGAAGAACUUAAUUGUUAGAAGUUUUAAAAUUGAAGCAAAUUAUCUAGAUCUUCAGCCAUUUACUUUUAUCAAAAACCUUGCUAUGGAGAAAAACAUUUUCAUAAUGCUGCAACCCUUUCCUUGAAGCAUAAUUCAUGAAAUGAAAUUGCAUGAUGCUUCUUUACAUAAUCAUGUUUUGACUGAUAGUUGCUCAGAUAUUUUGUACAUUUUUCAGUGUUUUUAUAAAUGUAUAAAUUUUUCAAAUUGAUGCAUAUACUCAAUGUGUCCCCAACAAUACCUCAGCAGAUUGCAACUUUUAGCUAACUAGAAUGUUGGAAUGCUUGGGCAAGUUAUGAGGUAUGAAUCCUUUUCAGGACCACGUACCACGCAAUGUGCUUACAUCUGUGAGAGUUAUUUAUCAUCAUCAUGUCAUAACUGUAAACUUUGAGCACCUG
Molecule: messenger RNA, 5823 nt
Organism: Saccostrea echinata
Lineage: Eukaryota; Metazoa; Mollusca; Bivalvia; Ostreida; Ostreidae
Product: protein artemis-like
Exons: 13
Coding region: 72-2843 (923 amino acids)
Biological process (GO): protection from non-homologous end joining at telomere; double-strand break repair via nonhomologous end joining; interstrand cross-link repair
Molecular function (GO): damaged DNA binding; 5'-3' DNA exonuclease activity
Source: RefSeq, a predicted model, not a curated record